AUGUCACACAGAUCUCACAACUCACGAAGAUACGACGAUGACAAAAGGUAAAUUCUUAAUUGUUUUUAGUCGACGUUUGCAUUAUAAAGUUGUGUAGCAUAAUAUCAGUAAAAUUUAUUUUUUUUUCAGUAAACGAAGCGAAAGGAAAGGUGACAAGAUAAGAGAGAAGAUGGAGAAGGCCUUGGAAUCUCGGACGGCUACGGCAAAAGCAGAAUGGGCCAAAGAGAAGGAAAUGGCACAGAAGAGCAGCAAUUGCAAGGUUAAGCUAAAACUAUGUCUACAUGUGACAUGUGCUUAUAGUUUCUAGUAGUAUUUGUUCUAAUUCUACAUUUUUUUAGCCUACGAACUAACCUUUGAAGAACAAAUGGAGCGACAGCGACAAAUCGACCAGAUUGGGGAAGCUGGAUUCCAACCGGCUAUGUUUGUUAGUGGGCAAGGGUAUCAGAAGACUCAUAAAGAGGUGAAUACUAGGUUCUUUUAACUAUAAUAUGGAUGUUUUAUACUAAUUUUAAUAUUAUAGAAAAGCUAUUAAACUUAAAUUGUCUUAGACAUCAGAAGAUGCUGCCCAGAAACACCACGAUGGAGCCAUGUUUGGUCCCAUGUGGAAGAGCAAAGAAAUCACAAAGAAACUCGACCAGUCGAUCAAAACAAAACCGAAGUCAUCGAAAGCCAAUGACAAUAUGGACCUGGAUGUGAUACCUCUACCACCUCAAUCAUCCGAAUUCAAGAUGUUUCCGCUGGCAGAAACGUGGCUGAAUCUACCGGUCGAUUCACGAGAAGAAGCUUGGCGAAAAAGCUUUCACGAGCAACGACGACAACUUUUCGAGGAACAGAUCUAA
Messenger RNA from Bursaphelenchus okinawaensis, 839 nucleotides. The record is from the annotation of a GenBank genome assembly. Lineage: Eukaryota; Metazoa; Nematoda; Chromadorea; Rhabditida; Aphelenchoididae.